CGGAGCUGUCAGACUCGCGAACUUCGGUACACGUCGGUCGCUCUAUCACAAUGUCGGCGUCGGCCGCGUCGUCCCCGGCGUCGCGACAGUGAGAACGACGCGUCCGCAGCAGUAAACCAAGUUUCGUCGAGGAAACAGCUCCAGGGUGAGCCGUGUUCACGUCAAGAGAUUUAGAGAUCACCGAAGAAAAUGGCGGACCUCGAGGCGGUGCUGGCCGACGUCAGCUACCUGAUGGCCAUGGAAAAGAGUAAAUGCACACCGGCUGCCCGCGCCAGUAAGAAGAUCAUUUUACCCGAUCCCAGUGUGAGAAGCGUAAUGCACAAAUAUCUGGAAAAGAAGAAGGAAGUUACCUUCGAUAAAAUAUUCAAUCAAAUGUUUGGUUACCUCUUAUUCAAAGACUUCUGCGAGAAUGUGGCGGAGGAGCCGAUUCCGCAACUUAGGUUUUACGAGGAGAUCAAGGCGUACGAGAAGCUCGAAUGCCCGGAAGAGAGGAGAAAACUUGCCAAAGAGAUCUACGACAAUUUCAUCAUGAAGGAGCUACUGGCGCACUCCCAUGAAUAUUCCGCGGAAGCGGUGGCCCAUGUUCAUAAAUACCUCAUGAAAAACGAGGUUCCCGUUAAUCUAUUCGAGCCGUAUAUCGAAGAGAUUUUUAAACACUUAAGGGAGGAGCCGUUCAAGAAAUUUCUAGAAAGUGAGAAGUACACUCGUUUUUGUCAGUGGAAGAACGUAGAAUUAAACAUGCAGUUGACGAUGAACGACUUCAGUGUGCAUCGAAUUAUAGGCAGAGGUGGUUUCGGGGAGGUUUACGGGUGCCGGAAGGCAGACACAGGGAAAAUGUACGCAAUGAAGUGCCUCGAUAAGAAGCGAAUAAAAAUGAAACAAGGCGAAACUUUAGCGCUCAACGAAAGGAUAAUGCUUUCGGCAGUCAGUACCGGAGUGGAUUGUCCAUUCAUAGUAUGCAUGACGUACGCGUUUCAAACGCCAGACAAGCUCUGUUUCAUUCUGGAUCUAAUGAAUGGCGGCGACCUUCAUUAUCACCUCAAUCAGCAUGGUGUGUUCAACGAACGAGAGAUGAAAUUCUAUGCGGCCGAAGUGAUACUGGGAUUGGAGCACAUGCACCGCAGGUACAUCGUUUAUCGGGACCUGAAGCCCGCAAAUAUCCUCCUGGACGAACACGGUCACGUCAGAAUAUCGGAUCUGGGCCUGGCCUGUGAUUUCUCCAAGAAGAAACCACACGCGAGUGUAGGGACGCACGGAUAUAUGGCGCCAGAAGUGCUCUCGAAGGGAGUAACUUAUGAUUCCAGUGCGGAUUGGUUCUCGUUUGGUUGUAUGUUACAUAAAUUAUUGAAGGGACACAGUCCAUUCAGACAACAUAAGACUAAAGACAAACAUGAGAUAGAUCUCAUGACAUUAACUAAGAACGUCGAACUGCCGGAAACGUUUUCGCCAGAGUUACGCUCGCUGUUGGAAGGUCUACUGCAACGAGAUAUCAAUAACAGACUUGGCUGCCGAGGCUGUGGCGCGGACGAGUUAAAAGAACACCCGUUUUUCAGUGGCAUCGAUUGGCAACAAGUUUAUCUCCAGAAAUAUACGCCGCCACUUAUACCACCGCGCGGCGAAGUGAACGCCGCAGACGCCUUUGAUAUCGGCUCUUUUGACGAGGAGGAUACCAAGGGUAUCAAAUUGACGGAUGCCGAUCAAGAAUUGUACAAAAAUUUCCCUCUAACCAUCUCAGAGAGGUGGCAGGCUGAAGUAGCCGAGACUGUGUUCGAGACAAUCAAUAAUGAAGCAGACAAGUUGGAAAGUAAAAAAAAGGCUAAGCAAAAGCAACGAUUCGACGCGGAUGAAAAAGGAUCAGACUGCAUUUUACAUGGUUAUAUUAAGAAAUUAGGUGGCCCUUUCGCGAGUGCAUGGCAGACACGUUACGCAAAACUUUAUCCCAAUAGAUUAGAAUUACACCCUGAAUCCACGACGAAGCCUGAACUUGUUUUUCUUGAGCAGGUUGAAGAAGUCAGCGCAGAUCUUCAGCACGUAAAAGGAGAACAGUGUAUUGUCGUCCGUACGAGAGACGCAAAAAUAGUACUUACAAAUCCGGACGAAAUUAGCCUAAGGGAAUGGGCAUUAUCACUAAGAUCUGCACACAAAUGCUCGAUGGAAAUGUUGGGUAACAUGGCAAAGAAAGCUGGUAAGAUCUAUUAUGGGACUGAACGAGACGCAGUGAUUCCAGCGAUGCAGCGCUCCACAAAUGGCAACUAGCCCAUUGCUAAAACCUAUACGCCGUCAUCAUACUUCAGUCCCACUGCCCCCUAGCAGAAACCACAACUUUUUUUAUACUGAGAAUCAACACAAAGAGAUCUAAGAGAAUUUCCAACGAGUGAAUGACUGGCGACUGGGUGGCGACUCUCCCUGCAGCCGGCAACCCGGAACCAGAAAUAUCUAAGUCUCGGAACAGCCCCAAAGAAAAUCUCCCUUUGAUCGGCGGGUAGCGUCGCGCUGUAUAGAGACUCUAGGAAGUAGUGUCGUACGAAUCGUCACGUCGUUAUAUUUAUACGUUAGCUGUAUGUGCAAUGUGGCGUAGGAACUAGCGACUGAACAAUGCCCAUCGACACCACGCGAGCGCGCGCGCGCGCACUCACGCAAGAAUCUACACGAGAGACACGCACGCACGUACACACAUACACGUACACACAUAAAGAACACUCAAAAUGCAACCGGUAGUGUAUUAUUGUUAUAUUAAAUACGAAAUACGCCCUGAAUCCCGAUUAUACUUCUACACCGUUCUAUACCGCUCGUUUACUUAAUUUAUUUACUAAUGCAGGACGAUUUUAUAUUGUCGUUACGUAAACGAUAACACGCCCGCGAAUUCGUUUAUUUAUUGUGUUAAAGGAAACAACAGGAAAAUUUCGAACAGUUUGUACAUUGUCGGCAGCCAACCGAGGAUAACUGUAAUAAAAACACUGUACGCUCGAGUGGAUACAGGCAAGUUCGCUCCGGCAAUAAAAUUGUGCGA
Molecule: messenger RNA, 3010 nt
Organism: Habropoda laboriosa
Lineage: Eukaryota; Metazoa; Arthropoda; Insecta; Hymenoptera; Apidae
Gene: Gprk1
Product: G protein-coupled receptor kinase 1
Exons: 15
Coding region: 190-2256 (688 amino acids)
Biological process (GO): G protein-coupled receptor signaling pathway; protein phosphorylation; regulation of signal transduction
Molecular function (GO): ATP binding; G protein-coupled receptor binding; G protein-coupled receptor kinase activity
Source: RefSeq, a predicted model, not a curated record